Molecule: messenger RNA, 1368 nt
Organism: Moneuplotes crassus
Lineage: Eukaryota; Ciliophora; Spirotrichea; Euplotida; Euplotidae
Source: the annotation of a GenBank genome assembly
CUCUACUUCCCAAAAAUAUGAACUGUCACAGUAAUUUCUGUACACAUACCAUAAAAGGCUUUUGCAAGGACCAUGGCCUGAACCUAUGAGGGAAUUGCUUCAUAAAAUACCAUAACUCGUGUGAGUGGAUUGAACUUCCUCCAGUAAAAGAACUCCAUGAACAGCUUGAUAUUGUGAAGAAGUUACUUGAUAAGGUGGAGACGGUUGAUUUAAAAGUAAAAAUUUAGUGAUCAUACUGCUGGACUUCAUGAUAUAGUGCAAAAGUUUCGAGAAAGAUGUUUGGAAAUCGAUGAACAUCUUAUUGGAGCACAGAGCCGAUUAAUAAUCCCAGAAAUUGUUAAAGUAAAAGAAGAGAUACUUGAACUCAGAAACAAAUUUGAACAUGAAAAAACCAUAAAGCAGUGGGCUUUCUUCUACUUUAAGUACAAAACUCUUUCCACCAAUGAAGACCUACAAACUUCUGAGUUUCCUGGGAACAUUUCAAACCAAGAUUAUAUACAUAAGAUCGGUGGCUCCCAGUUUUCUACAAUUGGACUUGACGUCACUGAAGUACAGAAGGACCCGGCGAAGUUUAAUAAUCCCCAAAAUACCAAGGAGAUUCAACCAUUCAUGAAUAUUCUGACCAGUGCCUGAAAUGUCUUCCUUUCGAAGAAGCUCCUCUCAGAAUAUUUAGGUAAUGAUCCAGGCAAUGUUUCAGACCUAAAACUUGAACUCAGAACAGACGAACCUAGAGCCCUUGAGUUUAUGAAGAAAUUGGUUAAAAUAGAUUUCACUUUCUCAAAGAUCUCGCAGUUGACACUAGAAAUAGUUUUCGAAGAUGGGAAACUUAAGACAGAAGAGAGUCAUGAGAAUACUUUAGUAAACUUUAUGACCCAAGCCAAUUUUGCUGAGAUUCCUUCCUUAAGAAUUUAUGGACAAGAUUCUGGAAACCAGUAUCCUUCUGUUAUUUCGAUAUGAGACAUUUUAUAUCCUCUCAAAAUAUUUUUGAAUAAGUGAAAGGCUUCGCAUUGACUGUUUGAAAACUUUAUCAUCGAAAUAAAUGAUAUUAUAAAAGGUUUUGAUUCUGAAAGUUGCCAAGUUUUGGACUUCAGUGCCUGCGAAAUCUCGCAUUCAAAGCCAUUCCUUGAAGUAAACCCCAGCCAAAAACUCAUUAUAGAAAAGAUAGACUUCCAGAAUUGUUUCAUCCAGCAAGAGAACGAGAUAACCGUUGAAAAGUGAUUAUGGAAGUUGAACAUCUCUCCUAUUAAGAACAGUCUGAUGACUUUUCAUUUUCCAACUCUUGAAUGCUCACAACAAAAACUCGAAAGGAUUCAGAAAUCAUACGAUCUUGAGCACAUAGACUUCAAUUUCAGUCUCCAAGAUGCCUAA